Molecule: messenger RNA, 1680 nt
Organism: Fonsecaea multimorphosa CBS 102226
Lineage: Eukaryota; Fungi; Ascomycota; Eurotiomycetes; Chaetothyriales; Herpotrichiellaceae
Exons: 4
Coding region: 1-1680 (559 amino acids)
Biological process (GO): regulation of DNA-templated transcription
Cellular component (GO): nucleus
Molecular function (GO): DNA-binding transcription factor activity, RNA polymerase II-specific; transcription cis-regulatory region binding
Source: RefSeq, a predicted model, not a curated record
AUGGAGCAGAGGAUCCAAGGAAUCUUGACUCGUCUGGCCUCCAGCGAAGGUUCCGCCGGCCGUCCAUCGCAUUCCAGGUUGAUUACGCAAACACCAGCAAAUACUCAUGGCCUUCCGUUCCCACUGUUCACGCAGACUGCGUACACAAUGCCAGUGAAUCUGCCGCCUUUCCAGUUCUCAAAUAUUGUGUUCGAUGGAUUUCAAGAUGCCGUUUCCAAAGGCUACGUCAGCUUCGAGCAAGCCGAGGCCUCGCUACAGAUGUUUCAGGGCGAAGCUCGCAAUUUCCCAUUCGUCCUCAUUGACCCAACCAUGGGAUUGGAUAUUUUUCGCCGCAGAAGGCCAUUUCUUCUCCUCUCCAUCCUUACUUUUGCUGCGCAGUGGAAUUUAGCACUGCAGGCGAAACUGGAAGCCGAGCUCAGGGAGUCAUUGAGUCGAAGAUUGAUUGUGGAACGUGAGAAGAGUCUGGAUCUCCUGCAGGGUCUUCUGGUCUACGUGAACUGGUAUCAUUUCCAAUUUGAUCCCGCACGUCAAAUGUUGUAUCAGCUCGUGCAGAUGGCCAAUUCCUUAGCUCUUGAUCUUUGCUUGGACAGACCCGUGCGGCAGGAACUACCCGUCAAUCCGGCAAGUCUUGUCCCAGAGCUUCGGACCAAGUCCGUACUGGCCCCGGACGAAGUCGAAGGACGGAGGGCGCUUCUCGGGUGCUAUUAUCUGUCUUCGUCGAUAUGCUUCGCAAUGAGGAAGCCAAACAAUUUGCCACACAGCCCUUAUAUCAGUGGGUGCAGCGAAUUGCUUGCAGGGAUCGGAGCCGCAGCGUCCGAUGCACUUCUUCCUUCCUAUGUCCAUCUACAGCGUCUUCAGGAAGACAUCAACCAGGCAUUCAAAUAUGACAGUCCCGAUCGACAAGACGAGCUCAACGUCGAAAAGAUCGAGAUUCUGUGCAACAAAUUCGAACAACAGCUUGAACAAUUACGGUCAGCACUUCCAUUCAAUGUGUGGAACAAUGCUAAGCUAGUUUCUUCUUAUCGUGCGAUCAAGAUUUACGCAAGAGAGAUCGGCUUCCACGCCCAACCACCUUCAGCAUUCAGCGUGCCUGUUUCCGGAUCGAGUUCAUCAUGGUAUGAUUCGACCACUCGACACAAUUGCUUACUCGGAUGUUUGGAAGCCACGAGGGAAUACUUGGACCAUUUCUUGUCUCUCCCAACGGCUGAUAUCCUCGGGUACACUACGCCUGACCUUUUGAGGUUGCUCUACGCCAUGCUUGUUCUCGGAAGAUUUUCCUCUGGGGUUGAUGCCCCUUUGUUGGAUACCAACCUCCUCCAGACCAUGGCUAAUCUCAGAAACUACCUCGGAUCCCUCGCAGCGAAGCUUCGAGACGUCCUGGCCAGUAUUCACAACCCAUCCAAUCACUAUCUAGUAUACUUGUGUCGCAUGUUUGAAGACCCCAAGAAAUGGUAUGGGCCAGCUUUAACAAGCGCUCACGCUAUCCAUGAAGAUCUGUUCGCUCCUAAACUCACACAAACGAGUACGAAGCCUCUGCGGCUGCCCCUAGGGCAUGACUGCUUGGAUUUCCCAGGGGGUCCGUCAAGUUGUCCAUACGCCAAAUCUCCCUGGAAGAAACCCAGCGAAAGCUCGGACCCUUCGGAGGCGUUCAUCAAGUGGGGAGAUACUGGGAGCGGGUGA